Messenger RNA from Cornus florida, 2882 nucleotides. Its product is annotated as pentatricopeptide repeat-containing protein At4g13650-like. Lineage: Eukaryota; Viridiplantae; Streptophyta; Magnoliopsida; Cornales; Cornaceae. Gene Ontology annotation, cellular component: intracellular membrane-bounded organelle. The transcript has 3 exons. The record is from RefSeq and is a predicted model, not a curated record. Gene Ontology annotation, molecular function: RNA binding; protein binding. Gene Ontology annotation, biological process: RNA modification. The coding region runs from base 430 to 2520 and encodes 696 amino acids.
UGUGCUCGAUAAUAAAUUGAGAAAUAUUUUAAUAGAACGAAAAGGCUGAAACCAGCAUACUCAGGUCCAAAAAUUAAAACAAAAAAAGGUGUGGUUUUAAUAAUAUAACUUGAAUACAAAUGUCAGUUUGAAAAGAUAAACACUAGGAGCACUUAAAAUAUAAAAAUACCCUCAAUUUAAAAAAAAAAAAAAAUUGACACUUUGAAUUUUUAUUUUUAUUUUUAUUUUAUUAACAAGAAAUACACGCUCAAUUGCCCCCUCCAAAUACUCAACCCUCACUUUCACUUUGCUACUGAAUUUUUAAUCUGCGUUUGUGGCACUAAAAAAUAAAAAUAAGAAUAAAAUUUGUUUUACUGCUGCUCAGUAGCCCUAAUUCCCAAAUAAUAAAGUGGCGCCCAUUUGGUUUCUCAACACAAGGUCUCCUCUGAAAUGCUAGAAAACAAGGCAGUGGCAUGGACUUCAAAGAUUUUGGCCAAUGCACGUAAUGGUCUCAAUGACAAGGCUCUGGCUUGCUUCAAACAAUUGCUCAGAGCCGCGGUUGAGCCCAAUGCGGAAACAUUGUCGACCACCAUUACCGUCUGCGCCCGAUCGUCGCAGCCUAGUUUUGGAACAAGCUUGCAUUGUUUGGUUGUCAAGAAUGGGUUCAUGCAACACUUCUUUCUUGCAAGUGGGUUGAUCACAAUGUACUCAAAGUGUGGCUGCAUAACCAAAGCUCGUAGGGUGUUUGAUGAAAUGCUUAAACGAGACGCUGUCUCGUGGAAUUCGAUGAUUGCAGGGUACUCGCAAAUGGGUUUGAAUAGAGAAGCUUAUGGUUUGUUUUAUCAGAUGAUAAAUGAUUGUUCUGAUUGGAAAUUGUUUGUUAAUAGUUUUACUCUUGCUAGUGUUCUCAAGGCCUGUGCUGGUUUGGGUUGUCCUAAAAUUGGCACAUCAGUGCACUGUUGUGCAAUAAAAUUAGCUUUUGAUUCAGAUAUGUUUGUUGUCGGGUCUACAAUUGAUAUGUAUUCAAAAUGUGGUUGUUUAAAUAUGGCACAUUGUGUUUUUGAUCAGAUGGAAACUCGCGAUCUUGUGGCUUGGAACACUAUGAUUACUGGGUAUGCUCAAAAUGAUUAUGGAGAAGAAACUAUUGAGCUGUUUCAUAGAAUGCAAUAUGAAGGUUUUUGGCCUAACGAGACCACAUAUGCUAGUGUUUUGAAAGCGUCAACUGUGUUGUUAGACAGUGCAACUGGUAGAUAUUUCCAUGCUAAAACCCUGAAGCUUGGGUAUGUGUUGGAUAUUUAUGUGGGGACUUCACUUGUUGAUAUGUACUCGAAGUUUUUGGACAUGGAAAAUGCAAGCAGAGCUUUUUUUGAGAUGAAGAAGAGAAAUUUGGUAUCUUAUAAUGUACUCAUCACGGGUUACAGUUUGACAGGUUGGUACGAGGAAGCAUUCAGAGCUUAUAUGAAGCUGCAAGCUGUUGGCAUGAAACCUGACUCUUUUACAUUUAUAGGCCUUUUCUCCUCUUUCUCUGUGAUGGGUGCUGUUGCUGAAGGAGCUCAAGUGCAUUCUCAUUCGAUUAUGUAUGGUUUGAACUCGGAUGUUUUGGUUGGGAACUCUAUAGUGACCUUCUAUUGCAAGUGUGGCCUUACUAAAAGUGCAUUGAAGGCUUUUGAGUCUAUAAAUACACCUAAUGCCAUAUCGUGGGCUGGAAUUAUCUCUGGUUACGCACAAAAUGGUGAACAAGAGAGAGCCCUUGAGCAAUUCUGCAUAAUGCACAAGUCAUUUUAUAAGACGGAUGAGUUCUCUUCGUCAAGUGCUCUAAAAGCUGUUGCCAGUUGGACUACCAUUGAACAUGGGAUGUCCUUACACGCCCAUCUGAUGAAGUCAGGUCUUGAGUGCACAAUAUAUAUAGGAAGUGCACUAAUUGACAUGUACUCAAAAUGUGGGAUGGUUGAAGAUGCAUGUAAGGUGUUUCUGGAGAUGCCUGAGAAGAAUGUUGUCUCUUGGAAUUCAUUGAUAAUGGGUUAUGCCCAGAAUGGUUUAUUCAAGGAAGCAUUACUCCUAUUUCAGGAAAUGAAAGAUUCCAGGAUUUUGCCUACGUCUGUUACAUUUGUUGGAGUUCUAUUUGCUUGUAGUCAUGCAGGUCUUGUAGAAGAAGGGAGAAACUACUAUAAAUUGAUGGUUUACAACUAUGGAAUUCCACCCUCGGUAGAACACUGCACGUGUAUGGUGGACCUCCUUGGCCGGGCUGGUUAUCUUGAAGAGGCAGAAACCUUUCUUCUUGAUUGUCCAUUUUCUAAAGAAUUCGAAAUUUGGGGGUCUCUUCUUGCAGCUUGUGGAGUUCAUAGGAAUUCAGAUGUUGGUUCUCGAGCUGCUCAGCACUUGUUGCAGUUACAGCCUCACCAUUCGUCCAUGUAUACCAGUUUAUCUAAUUUAUAUGCAUCUAAGGAGUUGUGGACGGAUGUCACAAGAAUAAGGGAUCUGAUGAAGGAGAUGGGUGUCGAGAAGGAACCAGGGUGCAGCUGGUUGAGGUAUGGAACAUAGUGAAUACGUUUGUUGUUGAGGACAGAGGACCUUCUCUUGAGGAAGUUUUCGCAGCUCCUGCGAGCUUGGCACUUCCUGACAUUGUGGAUGCUCUUGGUGAAUUGCUAUAUAAUAUACUUGGGACUUUUGAGCACUUACUAACCAAUGGAUGCAUGGAACUGGCAAGGAUGAUGCAAAAUUUUCUCACCUACCACUUCAAUGGAGAAAGAAUUAUGACUGCAAUAUAUAAGAGGUUAGCCUGGCAUCCUUUAAGUCCUAAUCACCACAGAGACCUUCACCCUCGACCAUUUCAUCCUCACUAACAAAAGCUGAUAGGUUUAGAUACCUCUCUUGAUCUGCCCUAUCCCUCCAUCUUGCUCGGC